Schizophyllum commune H4-8 is the source of this 516-nucleotide messenger RNA. Its product is annotated as ankyrin. NCBI's taxonomy places the organism in Eukaryota, Fungi, Basidiomycota, Agaricomycetes, Agaricales, Schizophyllaceae. The transcript has a single exon. The record is from RefSeq and is a predicted model, not a curated record. The annotation marks the transcript as partial. Gene Ontology annotation, molecular function: protein binding.
AUCACUCGCCUGCUCCUGAGUACAUGUCAUGGAGAUCUCGAGGACAGAGAUAACGACGGCGAUACUGCCCUCCAUGACACGGCCUUGCGAGGGCAUGUGGGCGUCGUCCGCCUUCUCCUCGACGGAGGAGCCAUCGUCGACGCUCUCAACGACGUGGGUCGCACACCUCUGCACUGGGCUGCCCGCGGUGGCCAUGUAGAUGUGAUCGACCUCCUCGUCAGUCGAGGCGCAGCGCUGGAGGCUGUUGACGAGGACGGGUGGACCCCCUUAUACCUUGCGGCCUACGGAGGCGAAGAGCGCGCCGUAGCGCGCCUGCUCGAGCUGGGCAGCGACCCGAAGAUACGCGCGAAAGACGGCACUACGAUCCUGGACGCUGUAGGCCAACACCCGCAGCUUUCGAAGGAUGUCAAAAGGGACAUGCGCAUCCGCGAGUUACUCGGACGAGCCGGCUUGACAAAGGAAACAGGAAGGAUCCCAAUUGAAUCGCUAUGGACGAGGAAGCAAGCACAGAAGGCA